GGGGGAGGCGGCGGCGGGGCCGAGCCCAGAGCCCGUCCCGGGCGCCGGCGAGGAGCUCCGGCCACGGCGGGAGGCGCCAUCCGGGGGCCGCCUCGCCCUCCGCGCUUCUCGCGACCGCGUCCCCCGCCGACCCGGCCGCCGCCUUCCCGCGGCGGGGAACGCCGCUCUCCGCUCCGCCGGCGCGCAGACUCCUUUUUUUCCUCCCCGGGAGGGUGUCGCCACCUGGAUCGCCAAGUGUGAGGGGUCCGGGAGGCGGGGACCGAGCGGGGCACCGUGGCCGGCCAUGGCUCAAGCGGCCAAACAGCUGAAGAAAAUCAAAGACAUCGAGGCGCAGGCCCUCCAGGAGCAGAAGGAGAAGGAGGAAUCCAACAGGAAGCGGAGGAACCGCUCCCGUGAACGAAAGAAGAAGGCCGAUGCUGCUACCAGCUUUCUGAGGGCAGCAAGAUCAGGUAACUUGGACAAAGCUUUGGACCACCUGCGGAAUGGGGUAGACAUUAACACCUGUAAUCAGAAUGGGCUGAACGGCUUGCAUCUGGCCUCUAAAGAAGGCCACGUGAAGAUGGUGGUCGAACUUCUGCACAAAGAGAUCAUCCUGGAAACGACAACCAAGAAGGGGAACACGGCGCUGCACAUCGCCGCCCUGGCGGGUCAGGACCAGGUGGUGCGGGAGCUCGUCAACUAUGGUGCCAACGUCAACGCCCAGUCACAGAAAGGUUUUACACCCCUGUACAUGGCAGCACAAGAGAAUCACUUGGAGGUGGUUAAGUUUUUGCUGGAAAACGGAGCUAAUCAGAAUGUAGCCACAGAAGACGGCUUCACCCCUCUGGCCGUGGCCCUGCAGCAGGGCCACGAGAAUGUGGUGGCACACCUCAUCAACUACGGGACGAAGGGGAAGGUGCGCCUGCCGGCCCUGCACAUCGCGGCCCGCAACGAUGACACGCGGACGGCCGCGGUGCUGCUGCAGAACGACCCCAACCCCGACGUGCUUUCCAAGACGGGAUUCACCCCCCUCCACAUCGCAGCUCAUUACGAGAACCUCAACGUGGCCCAGCUGCUCCUCAACCGGGGAGCCAGUGUCAACUUCACGCCCCAGAACGGCAUCACGCCUCUGCACAUUGCUUCCCGCAGGGGGAACGUGAUCAUGGUGCGGCUUCUGCUGGACCGCGGGGCCCAGAUAGAAACAAGGACCAAGGAUGAAUUGACACCUCUCCACUGUGCAGCUCGGAAUGGGCACCUGCGAAUCUCAGAGAUCCUGCUGGACCACGGGGCGCCCAUCCAAGCCAAAACCAAGAAUGGCUUGUCCCCAAUCCAUAUGGCGGCUCAGGGAGACCACCUUGACUGUGUCCGACUCCUAUUGCAAUACAAUGCAGAGAUAGACGACAUCACACUGGACCACCUGACCCCGCUCCACGUGGCUGCCCACUGCGGCCACCACAGGGUGGCCAAGGUCCUUUUGGAUAAAGGGGCCAAACCAAACUCCAGAGCCCUGAAUGGCUUUACCCCCUUACACAUCGCCUGCAAGAAGAACCAUAUCCGCGUCAUGGAGCUGCUGCUGAAGACGGGGGCCUCCAUCGAUGCUGUCACUGAGUCUGGCCUGACACCUCUCCACGUGGCCUCCUUCAUGGGGCACCUGCCCAUCGUGAAGAGCCUGCUGCAGCGGGAAGCAUCGCCCAACGUCUCCAAUGUGAAAGUGGAGACCCCGCUACACAUGGCAGCCAGAGCAGGACACACGGAAGUGGCCAAAUAUUUGCUCCAGAACAAAGCCAAAGUCAAUGCCAAGGCCAAGGAUGACCAGACCCCACUUCACUGUGCAGCUCGCAUUGGCCACACAAACAUGGUGAAGCUCCUGCUAGAAAAUGACGCCAACCCCAACCUGGCCACCACUGCCGGGCACACCCCCCUGCACAUCGCGGCCCGAGAGGGCCACGUGGAAACGGCCCUGGCCCUUCUGGAAAAGGAGGCGUCCCAGGCGUGCAUGACCAAGAAAGGAUUUACCCCUCUCCACGUGGCGGCCAAGUACGGGAAGGUGCGUGUGGCACAGCUGCUGCUGGAGCAUGACGCGCACCCAGACGCCGCCGGGAAGAAUGGCCUGACGCCCCUGCAUGUCGCCGUGCACCACAACCACCUGGACAUUGUCAAGCUGCUGCUGCCCCGGGGCAGCUCCCCGCACAGCGUGGCCUGGAACGGCUACACCCCUCUGCACAUCGCUGCCAAGCAGAACCAGAUGGAGGUGGCCCGCAACCUGCUGCAGUACGGGGGCUCGGCGAACGCAGAGUCCGUGCAAGGCGUGACACCCCUCCACCUGGCGGCCCAGGAGGGUCACGCGGACAUGGUGGCUCUCCUGCUCUCCAAACAGGCCAACGGCAACCUGGGCAACAAGAGUGGACUCACUCCCCUUCAUCUGGUCGCACAAGAAGGUCACGUUCCAGUGGCAGAUGUGCUGAUCAAACAUGGUGUCACGGUGGAUGCCACCACCCGGAUGGGUUACACUCCACUCCACGUGGCGAGCCAUUAUGGGAAUAUCAGGCUGGUGAAGUUCCUGCUACAGCACCAGGCGGACGUCAAUGCCAAGACUAAGCUCGGAUACAGUCCCCUGCACCAGGCAGCUCAACAAGGCCAUACAGACAUCGUGACACUGCUUCUCAAAAAUGGUGCUUCCCCAAACGAGGUCAGCUCGAAUGGAACCACACCUCUGGCCAUAGCCAAGCGCUUGGGCUACAUUUCUGUAACAGACGUGCUCAAGGUUGUCACGGAUGAAACCAGUGUCGCGUUGGUCAGCGACAAGCACCGGAUGAGCUUCCCCGAGACGGUGGAUGAGAUCCUGGACGUCUCUGAAGAUGAAGGAACUGCUCAUAUAACUAUAAUGGGGGAAGAACUUGUUGGCUUCAAGGCUGAGAAGCAGGAUUCCAGGGAUAUAGAUGAAGAGAAAGAGCUGCUGGAUUUUGUGCCGAAGCUGGACCAAGUGGUGGAAUCCCCAGCCAUCCCUCGGAUUCCUUGCGUCACACCUGAGACAGUGGUGAUCAGAUCUGAAGAGCCAGAGCAGGCAUCUAAGGAGUAUGAUGAAGACUCACUGAUCCCCAGCAGCCCGGCCACAGAGACCUCAGACAACAUCAGCCCGGUGGCCAGCCCUGUGCACACAGGGUUCCUGGUGAGCUUCAUGGUGGACGCCCGCGGGGGCUCCAUGCGGGGCAGCAGGCACAACGGCCUGAGGGUGGUGGUCCCGCCCCGGACGUGCGCAGCACCCACUCGCAUCACCUGCCGCCUGGUGAAGCCCCAGAAGCUGCCCACGCCGCCCCCGCUGGCCGAGGAGGAGGGCCUGGCCAGCAGGGUCAUCGCCCUGGGCCCCACAGGAGUCCAGUUCCUGAGCCCUGUCAUCGUGGAGGUCCCCCACUUCGCCUCCCAAGGCCGUGGGGACCGCGAGCUCGUGGUGCUGCGGAGUGAAAACGGCUCCGUGUGGAAGGAGCACAAGAACCGCUAUGGAGAAAGCUACCUGGAUCAGAUCCUCAACGGGAUGGACGAAGAGCUGGGGAGCCUGGAGGAGCUGGAGAAGAAGAGGGUCUGCCGCAUCGUUACCACCGACUUCCCCUUGUACUUCGUGAUUAUGUCAAGGCUCUACCAGGACUACGACACCAUCGGCCCCGAGGGGGGCUCCCUGAAAAGCACGCUCGUCCCCCUGGUGCAGGCCACCUUCCCAGAAAAUGCUGUCACCAAGAAAGUGAAGCUGGCCCUGCAGGCCCAGCCUGUACCCGAUGAGCUGGUCACCAAACUCCUGGGCAACCAGGCCACCUUCAGCCCCAUUGUCACCGUGGAGCCGAGGCGCCGCAAGUUCCACCGCCCCAUCGGGCUUCGCGUCCCACUCCCUCCCUCCUGGACAGAUAACCCUCGGGACAGCGGGGAGGGAGACACCACCAGCCUGCGGCUGCUCUGCAGCGUCAUUGGAGGGACAGACCAGGCCCAGUGGGAAGACAUCACGGGGACCACCAAGCUUAUGUACGCCAAUGAGUGUGCCACCUUCACCACCAACGUCUCUGCCAGGUUCUGGCUGUCGGACUGCCCUCGGACGGCUGAAGCUGUGAACUUCGCCACCCUGCUGUACAAGGAGCUCACCGCGGUGCCCUACAUGGCCAAGUUUGUCAUUUUCGCCAAGAUGAACGACCCCCGAGAAGGGCGACUGCGCUGCUACUGCAUGACGACGGAUGACAGGGUGGACAAGACGCUGGAGCAGCACGAGAACUUCGUGGAGGUGGCCCGGAGCAGGGACAUAGAGGUUUUGGAAGGAAUGCCCCUCUUCGCAGAGCUCUCCGGGAACCUGGUGCCCAUCAAGAAGGCCGCCCAGCAGCGGAGUUUCCUCUUCCAGUCUUUCCGGGAGAGCCGGUUGGCCAUUCCUGUCAAGGUGAGGGACAGCAGUCGAGAUCCAGCAGGGUCCUUGUCAUUCCUGCGCAAGGCGAUGAAGUACGAGGACACGCAGCACAUCCUCUGCCACCUAAACGUCACCAUGCCACCCUGCACCAAGGGCAGUGGAGCCGAUGACCGGAGGAGGACCCUGACGCCGCUGGCCCUGAGAUACAGCAUCCUCAGCGAGUCCACAUUGGGUUUCCUCAGCGGCGCAGACCGGGCUGACGUGAAGAUGGCUAUUAUAUCAGAGCACCUGGGCCUCAGCUGGGCCGAGCUGGCCCGCGAGCUGCAGUUCAGCGUGGAUGACAUCAACAGGAUCCGCGUGGAGAACCCCAACUCCUUGCUGGAGCAGAGCGUGGCCUUGUUGAACCUCUGGGUCAUCCGUGAAGGCCAAGAUGCAAAGAUGGAGAACCUGUACGCGGCCCUGCGGCACAUCGACCGCGGCGAGAUCGUGAACAUGCUGGAGGGCUCGGGCAGGCAGGGCCGCAACCUGAAGCCCGACCGCCGGCCCACGGACCGGGACUACUCGUCGUCCCCCUCCCAGAUGAAUGGUUACUCCUCGCUGCAGGACGAGCUGCUGUCCCCCGCCUCCCUGCACUACGCGCUCCCCUCUCCGCUGCGCGCAGACCAGUACUGGAACGAGGUGGCCGUCCUAGACGCCAUCCCCUUGGCGGGCACGGAGCAUGACGCCAUGCUGGAGAUGUCUGACAUGCAGGUGUGGUCCGCGGGCCUCACGCCCUCGUUGGUCACUGCUGAGGACUCCUCUCUGGAGUGCAGCAAGGCCGAGGACUCGGACGCCACCGGCCACGAGUGGAAGCUGGAGGGGGCGCUCUCCGAGGGACCCCAGGGCCCCAUGCUGGGCUCUCUGGACCUCGUGGAGGACGACACAGUGGAUUCAGAUGCCGCAAAUGGCCUUAUCGAUUUGCUUGACCAGGAGGAAGGUCAGAGGUCAGAAGAGAAGCUGCCAGGUCAUGAGAGGCAGGAGGACUCGACAGGUGCAGGGCAGGGCUCAGGGAAUGAAGUGUCUCUUGUUUCAGGCCAGCAGAGGGUACAAGCCCACAUCACAGAAUCCCACACCGUGAGUCGGGUGAUGGACUCCAGCCAGGACAGACUGCAGGACUGGGGUGCGGAAGGCUCCAUCGUCUCCUAUCUGCAAGAGGCCACACAAGGCUCCUGGGGGGAGGAGGCCCUGCAAGGCCCACACUCGUUCCAGAGAACCGUCAUCAGGUCUUGGGAGCACGAAGAGGUCCUGGGCUCUGCACCAGAGCGCGCACACACGGAGCAGCCCGAGGCCGGCAGGGACCGGAGACCACAGGGCCCCAGCGAGUGGAUGCAGGAGGCUGUCAGCACCUUCUCCCACCACGUAAAGGGGAAUGAGCUUCAGAAUAUUCCAGGGGAGCAGGUGACAGAGGAGCAUUUCACGGAUGAGCAGGGCAACGUCGUCACCAAGAAGAUCACUCGCAAAGUCGUUCUCCACGUCGAUCCAUCCGGAGCCGAUGGCACCCCGGAGCCCGAGGAGGUGAUUUCUGGGGGGCCCCUGGAGGACCCUAGUGAGAUGGAGGCCGAUGUUGAUUACUUUAUGACUCACGCCAAGGAUCACACCUCGACACCCAACCCUUGAACUCCACACACUCUGCCACGCACCCGAGAGCUGGACCGAGGCCCUGGAAGCCGCGCACACGUCCCUGGAGGCUUACGGCAUGACCUCUGUAAGGGACGUCCUUUAGUCACCUGUUCGCAUGAACGACCGACUGUAGACGCAUGACCUACAGUCCUCUAUCCUGCCUCUGGCGACGGUGGAUCUCUUUCUGGAGUCUGAACGGAAGCAGCAAGAGGGGGGAGAGAGAGAGGGGGACGUAAAACAAGCGCAGGAGAGCAUGGAACGCAACAGCAAACAAGGGCUCUUUUGUGGCUGGGAUGAGAUAAUUUUUUAAAUCAUUUCAAUUUCGACUUGUUACAGGGUACUUUUUUUUCAACCUCAUCUGUAAGAAAUCCAUGUGAGCUUCCUGGAAAGGAAAAAAAAAAAAAAGAAAACUAGACAUGAAAUCAGUUCCACACCUUAAUCCCUUACCCUCCUCCACCAGCCUUCCCCACACCUCCACGCUCCACGUGUGACCAGCCCUGCCGCUGCCCCGUGGACCGAACCUUCCAGAACGCUCUACAUGGCAUCAGGACACACACACGCAUACACACACACACACACACACAUACACACACACACACCCCUCUCCCCUCUGCUCAGUAUACACACAGAUUUUACUGUGACAUCCGAAGUUGUAUAGACUCUCCUGGGGAUAAACUGGAAAUUUUUUAUGUUGUCGCUCUCUCUCUCUCUCUCUCUCUCUCUCUGCCAGUUUCAGUAUUAAUCAUCUUGCAAUGGAAAAUCAUUACCUUCAGAGUGCAUUCGGGGUUCCUCGUGUUAGGGACUUAAGACUCUGAGGCGAGGACCCCCAGGCUUAGCUGUAGGGCUCCAAGGGAGCCAGUGCCCAUCCGAAAGGGUCUUCACCCUCAGCUGGGGGAAGGCCGGCGGCUGUCCCGGGAUCGCACCAGCAUGUUCAAUAGAGAAGAGGUUUUCUAUAUCUUCAAGCACUUAUAUCAUAGUCCGUGUUCAAAGUGUCAACUGUACAGUAAUCAGCCUUGUGUAUAUGAAAAACAAUAAAUACUAUGCAAACCAAUAGGAACACUUUAGCAGUACGUACAAAGCACUAACAGCUCAGCUCCUGAGGACUUCUCCAGGCUGCGGGAGGAGUGCAGCCUGUCUCUCAGUGAAAGAGGAAGGAAGGGAGGAGGCCUAGGGAAUGCACCUGCCCGUUCUCAGGUCAGACGCCGCCCCGAGGUCUCCCAGAGCGAACUUGGUGCUGUAAGUCCAGGCAGCCGCGGGAUGCGGGGCCUGGGCUGGGCAGCCUCAGUGCCCCCAUCUGACCAACACCCCACCCUGAACCCCCUGGAGAGGCAGCGCAGGGGGAGAAACGGCUGACCACCAGGAGGCCCCAGCCUGGAAGGAGACCUUCCUGGGCCAGGGCCCCGUCAGGGCAGGACGGAGACGGCGGCUGGCUGUUGCUCGCCUCGGUGCCAUCGGGGAAGAGCCUUAAGUUACACCAGAGCCCCCGGCAGAGGGAGGCCCGAAUCAGCACAACGCGCCUGCCCCGCGCGGCACCCUCCGGGCCAGGAGAGAGACUGCAGGCUCUUCUCGCCCGCCCGAGGGCCACUGUGUGUGGAUGUCCGGUCACCUUCCUCCCUGCCUCUCUGCCGAGAUGUCCUCAGAACACAUCCGAACCUUCCAAGUAGCACAGAAGCUCCCUCGAUGUCAGAGCCCCCCAACCCCCGAGGCCCCGGCUGGCCCCGGCGCACAAGUGUUCUGGUGGGUCCAGGCGGGGCUGGCCGGGCUCCCCGAGGGGCGGGCGUGGAGUGGGAGCUUGAGCGCGCGCGUUGGCCCGCGAGCUCCAGACCCAACCCCCGCGGGGGCCGCGCGCAGAGCAUCCCCGCCGGCCGGUCCCUCCGCCCCGCCGCGGCCGGCCGGACUCAGUGAAGGCCGAGGAAGACCGGCGCAGGGCCGCCUCCCGCCGCGAUCUGCCGCCGCCGACCCAGUAGCUCCUGUAGAGCCGCGGCCCCGCCCCCGGUUGCGCUUUGGCUCGUCGCUCUGUCUGGCUUGGCUGCUUGGCCCGCCGGCCCGCGGGCCUCGGCGGCAUGCUGCGUUCGCUGCUAGUAGGAGCUGUAGGGGAGAGGUUUGGGGUCGCCACACAAUGCCUAGAGAAUGCUGCAGUCUGCACCUUAGACGCUGUUUAGAAGUUUUGGAAUCACCUUGAUUUUUUAAAUUGUUAUGAAAAUGAUUCUUUUCUUGACUCCCACACGCUCUGUUCUUGGGAGGGACUUCCCACCGCACACCCCACUCCACUCUGAUGUAUAGACCAUUCUCCCUACACCAGCUGAACAAAUGUCAAAAUUAAUAAAGAACUCGACUCAUGG
Delphinapterus leucas (beluga whale) is the source of this 8361-nucleotide messenger RNA. The record is from RefSeq and is a predicted model, not a curated record. NCBI's taxonomy places the organism in Eukaryota, Metazoa, Chordata, Mammalia, Artiodactyla, Monodontidae.